AUGACUUUCUGCUUACAGAGAGAUCUGUGGGCUCUGGCCCAUGCGCUCCGCCACGCGCAUCGUGGGUGGCGUUGAUGUCCAGCCAGGAGACGGAGCCUGGGCUGGGAUAGUCAGCAUUCGGGAUAUCUUGACAGAAAAGUGGACUAGGCACGUCUGUGGAGGGACCCUCAUCAGGCCGAAGUGGGUCCUCACAGCUGCCCACUGCUUCGUGAACCGCACAAAUCCCUACAGCGAGUGGGCUGUGGUGGCUGGGGCCACCAGGAUUGGUGAGAUGGGUCCUUACGUGCAAGUGCGUCGGAUCAAGAAUGUGCACAUUCACGAGCUCUACGAUGGCUAUAUCCUUUAUGACAUCGCUGUGGUGGAAUUGCAGCAGCCCAUGGAGUGCACCCCCUCCAUUCAGCUCGCUUGUCUGCCGGGUCCCACCGUCAGGGUGUCGCGUCAGCACUGCUACAUCGCUGGCUGGGGUGACACCUAUGCAAAAACUGUAGGUCCACAACCAGUUGUCCUGAAGCAGAGUGGGGUACUCCUCAUUGAUACCCAGCUUUGCAACAGCAGCGAUUGGUAUGGAGGGAGAAUCCAAGACUACAAUUUGUGUGGUGGUUACCCAGAGGGUGGCAUGAGCACCUGCCAGGGUGACAGCGGGGGGCCUCUCAUCUGCCAAGACAGCAAAGAGAACUUCUUCUGGGAAGUUGGUCUGACCAGCUGGGCAAUAGGUUGUGCCAGACCCAAAAAUCCUUCAGUCUUUAUCUCCACUCAGUACUUCUACAACUGGAUCAUGGGAAAAAUAGGCCAUAGCUCGGGAGCAGCACCUACUCCAGCACCCUGUCCGUUCCCACGUAAGAAGCUGCUGCAAUUCUUUGAUCUGCUGCAGGAGCUCUUGAAGUUCCUAAAGGCAAAACCGGCUUGA
Molecule: messenger RNA, 907 nt
Organism: Empidonax traillii (willow flycatcher)
Lineage: Eukaryota; Metazoa; Chordata; Aves; Passeriformes; Tyrannidae
Product: acrosin-like
Exons: 4
Coding region: 41-907 (288 amino acids)
Biological process (GO): proteolysis; acrosome reaction
Molecular function (GO): serine-type endopeptidase activity
Source: RefSeq, a predicted model, not a curated record